CACCAACCCCAACACCUCGCACUGCACCUCGUCCACGCACAUGCCAUGACGCGCCUCAAGAAGUCGCUCAAGCGCACCGGCACCAGCGAGCGCGCCGAAAGUGCCGCGCUGCCGCCGCCCUUCCCUACGCCCUCUGCCGCACCAGCCGCACAGCCGCUGGCGCCGCGCAGUGCGGAGACGCUGACGCUCGACGACGAGGAGCUGCACCGCCUCGGCACGCUCACCUCCUUCGACAGCUGGCUCGGCAGAGUGGCGAGCGGACACGACGUGGGCGUCUGCAUCCUCAUGCGCUCCGUCGAGCAGCUCAAGGAGGCUUUCAAUGAGAAGUACGAGGCGCUGUGCCUGGUCGACGCCACGGCCGCCCGCGGCCAGCGCAUCCACUUCGCCUUCCACGGCGGCCUCUGCGCCUCCGUCUCGGCUCUCCUGCGCCAACGCGCCGCCAGCGGCCGCAACGCCCCGCUCUUGCUCUCGGCAUACGGCGCACAACUCGCUCCGCACGUCUUUCCCGGGACGAACGAGCCGGUCGUUGAGUGGCGAGAGGGGCGCGUCGCGAUGCGUGCGCUGUGGGAUGCGGGAGAGUGGUGCGAUGUCGACGAGAAGGCUCGCGCGGCACCCGGCGCUGCUGCUCCCGCAAAGCGCCCGCGCACAAGCACGAGUGGGAAGGGCAAGGAACGAGCGCAUGAUGAUGCAGCUGGCAGCUCGGCGGGCUCGGCGCGCAGUAGCGGGAGCGGCAGUGCGAGCAAGAAGGCGAAAGCGACACCAGCGGCGGCGCAGGGCACGCCGACGUACAUCGUGCCACGCACAGGCAAGGGCAAGGCAGCGGCGAUUGCGGCAGCUGCGGUGCCUGCGGUGCCCACGACGCGCACUCUCGGUGGACUGCAGUAUCCGCCGCUGUCGAUGUGUGUGCGCAAUGGCCAGAUCGCCAAUGUCAUCGCGGUCGUGGCAUGGAAGCGCGAGGCACGCUUCAGCGCCGGCGGCACCGGAGAUCCGAUGCUCAGUCUCGGCCUCUGCGACCCCUCAACGCCAGGAAAGCACUUCAGCGUCAACAUCUUCUCGCCCAGCAUGCUCGAGCUUCCGACGCCCGUGGCGGGCAACGUGCUGCUGCUGCGCAAGGUGUACAUCCAGCGUCUUGCCGGCGUGCAGUACAAGGACCGGCCCGACUGGGCGCUGCUGACGGCGCGCAACGAUGCGCUGCAGCGCUCGCCGCGCCUGAUGCAUCCCAUCAGCGGCGCCGAGGAGGACGCCAUGCGCGAGAUGGCCGCGUGGGGCGCGGCGCACUUCAACGUCCUCACCUCCAAUCGCAGUCGGCCGCAGGUGACGCUCGACCAGCUGCAGGGCAGUGUCUUCUGCGACAUCACCGCCGAGGUAGUCAAGACGUUCACGCGCAACAAGGGCGACAACAUGCCGCCGGAGCUCUACAUCACAGACUACACCUUCCACGCUGCGUUCGCCCGUGCCAACGACUUCAAGCUUGGCGACAUCUCGCAGGACGAGCUGGAUGAGCAGCGACGCCAGCACGGCGAGUUCGGAGGCUUCGUCUGCGGAACGUCGCUGUGGGAUCAGCAGGUCGAGGCGCUCGACUUUCUCUCGACGGGCGACAUCGUCACCAUUUCGAACUUCCAGCCGCGCGUGCAGCCCAACAACAUCCUGCAGGGCCGGCUCGGUGGGCGUCUCACUAUCUCGUUAAUCCGCCAAGAUCAGCACAAGGACAUCAAGGAGGUGCAGAACCUGCUUCGGAGCAAGGAAGCUCGGCGGCUGGCACGCGCGGCGCAGGAGACGGCACGCAUGGAGGCCAUGCUGGGCGAGCACGACGAGGAGGCCGAGGCGGCAGCGCGCGAGCUAGAAGAAGCGCAUGCACAGCGGCUGGCGGGAGCACAGGGAGCUUCCGAGAGUGCUCCGCCCAUUCCGUCGGCUGAGUCGCCAGAGCCAAGCGCGCCGGAGCCAAGCCCGCCACAGCCGAGCCCGCCCGAGGUCAAGCCUGUCAUCCGCAAGCCAUCGCCGUCGCGGAGCGCCAGCCCUCCAAGUCCCAGCCCAGAGCGCGAGGUGCCUCGUCCCCGCGCUGCUGGGUCUGUGGUCCGAGCUGCGCCAGUGGCCCCAGCUGCGCCGGUCGCUCGAGCUGCGCCACGACAGGUAGCCCAAGCUGUGCCACGGCCGGCGAGCGACGAAGAAGUCGCAGUCGAGGCGCCGUGUGCCUCGCGUGACGCACGCACCAAGUGCGAGGUGCCCGAGAGCUGCUCCUUGACGCUGGCUGCGCUGGCGGCCCGCACCGUGCAGGAAGACACGACGUGGCGUGUGCGCGUGCGCGUCGUCGAUUGUCUGCCUCGAGACAUUGACGAGUGGGCGUGCGCCGUUUGUGCACAGUGCGAUGCGACACUGCCGCGCGAGCACAACUUUUGCGUGCGGUGCGGCGACGACGAUGGCCAGUCGGUGCGCUUUACGUUCAACUUUGGCCUGCUGGUCGAGGAGGCAUCGGGUGCGCCGGGCGUCAAGCGUGCGCGUGUUCCCAUCGUCGUCUCUGGCGAGCAGGCGGCCAAGUUUCUCUGCGGCAUGGAUCCUCAACAAGUGCGCGAGCGGCCGGACAAGCUGCAUCGUCUGCGUCGCCGUCUGCUGCCCAUCCUCGGCUCGACGCUGGCCGAGGCAGCAUCCGCGGCGAGCGUCAAGCGCGAGCCUGGCGCCGAGACGCAGACGACGCCGGCGCGGCCCAUGACGAUUGGCGUGCGCGUCAGCCGCAGCGGGGCGCGCGUCAAGUAUCGUCUUGUGGGCACGGCGCUGGAGAAGGAGUAGCAGCCUUCUUCCAAGAGGUGCUGCCGCUCUGCUAGCCCUUGCCUGUCACAUACCCCGCAUCGGUCACCUUGUCGUACCGGCCGCUUCUCAAACGGCGGCGGCUGUAAUGUGCAAUGAG
Tilletiopsis washingtonensis is the source of this 2902-nucleotide messenger RNA. RefSeq lists its product as hypothetical. Gene Ontology annotation, molecular function: telomerase inhibitor activity; G-rich strand telomeric DNA binding. Gene Ontology annotation, biological process: regulation of telomere maintenance via telomerase; telomere capping. The record is from RefSeq and is a predicted model, not a curated record. NCBI's taxonomy places the organism in Eukaryota, Fungi, Basidiomycota, Exobasidiomycetes, Entylomatales. The transcript has 8 exons. Bases 46 to 2784 code for a protein of 912 amino acids. Gene Ontology annotation, cellular component: nuclear telomere cap complex.